Messenger RNA from Osmerus eperlanus (European smelt), 2899 nucleotides. Its product is annotated as septin-7. Gene Ontology annotation, biological process: cilium assembly; intracellular protein localization; cytoskeleton-dependent cytokinesis. The record is from RefSeq and is a predicted model, not a curated record. Bases 344 to 1525 code for a protein of 393 amino acids. Gene Ontology annotation, molecular function: GTP binding; GTPase activity; molecular adaptor activity. The transcript is spliced from 14 exons. NCBI's taxonomy places the organism in Eukaryota, Metazoa, Chordata, Actinopteri, Osmeriformes, Osmeridae. Gene Ontology annotation, cellular component: septin ring; microtubule cytoskeleton; cell division site.
CUUCUUCCACGCCAUGACGCCAGAGAAUCUCGCGAUGAAUUACUGAUUCGUUCCAUGGUUAUUCACCAAGGGGACCAUACGCAUUUUUCUCUGACCUACUUGCAUUAGCUAGACCGUAAACAUUUCUGCCAUUACGCGAAAUAAGUUGCGUAGCUACAUUAUUGAGUUUAAUUGACUUCUGUGAGUUUGUGAGGGAAUGUCGAACGGGGAAAGAUCGGUUGAGGUGGCUGGGAACGGCAACAUAAUGGGUGAGUAGAAGAACCUGGAGGGUUAUGUUGGCUUUGCAAAUCUUCCCAACCAAGUUUACAGAAAGUCGGUGAAAAGAGGCUUUGAGUUCACUCUCAUGGUCGUGGGGGAAUCUGGGCUCGGAAAGUCAACGUUGAUCAACUCCCUCUUCCUGACAGACUUGUACUCUCCUGAAUAUCCCGGCCCUUCAAACAGAAUCAAGAAGACUGUACAGGUGGAGCAGUCCAAGGUGCUGGUCAAGGAGGGAGGAGUCCAGCUCCUGCUCACCAUCGUGGACACGCCAGGGUUCGGCGACGCCGUGGACAACAGCAACUGCUGGCAGCCGGUCAUCGACCACAUCGACAGCAAGUUCGAGGAUUACCUCAACGCCGAGUCCAGGGUGAACCGACGCCAGAUGCCCGACAACCGAGUUCACUGCUGCCUGUACUUCAUCGCCCCCUCUGGACACGGACUGAAGCCUCUUGAUAUAGAGUUCAUGAAGCGGUUACAUGAAAAAGUGAACAUCAUCCCGCUCAUCGCAAAAGCCGACACAAUGACUCCAGAGGAGUGCCAGCAGUUCAAGAAGCAGAUUAUGAAAGAAAUCCAAGAGCACAAAAUUAAGAUCUACGAGUUCCCGGAGACUGACGAUGAGGAGGAGAACAAGUUGGUGAAGAAGAUCAAGGAUCGUUUACCACUGGCCGUCGUCGGUAGCAACACCAUCAUCGAGGUCAACGGAAAGCGUGUGCGGGGGAGGCAGUACCCCUGGGGCGUGGCGGAAGUGGAGAACGGCGAACACUGUGACUUCACAAUCCUGCGGAACAUGCUCAUCAGAACCCACAUGCAGGACCUGAAAGACGUGACCAACAACGUCCACUACGAGAACUACCGCAGCAGGAAGCUGGCGGCCGUCACCUACAACGGAGGCGUGGACAACAACAAGAGCAAAGGCCAGCUCACCAAAUCUGACUCAGUUGACGGCAUGAGCCCCCUGGCGCAGAUGGAGGAGGAGCGGAGGGAGCACGUGGCCAAGAUGAAGAAGAUGGAGAUGGAGAUGGAGCAGGUGUUUGAGAUGAAGGUCAAGGAGAAGAUCCAGAAGCUCAAAGACUCCGAGGCUGAGCUGCAGCGGCGUCACGAGCAGAUGAAGAAGAACCUGGAGGCCCAGCACAAGGAGCUGGAGGAGAAGAAGCGUCAGCACGACGAGGAGAAGGCCAACUGGGAGGCUCAGCAGAGGCUGCUGGAGCAACAGAAACUCGACGCCUCCAGGACCUUGGAAAAAAACAAGAAGAAGAAGAUCUUUUAAAAGACUGUUGGAGGAGCACCGUAACAAUGUACUAGUUGCCAAUUUGCCAGCCUGGACAGUAGGUCUGUGUCGACCAACGAUGUCAUCUGUGUGACCUGAUACUGUGUGUGCGUGUGUGUGUGUGAAGGCCUGAGGGACAGCGUGGUCUGUGGACUAUGGGUUUAUUUGGGGGGUGGGGGGGCUGUCCUCUGGUACGCCCACUGUGCACCUGGACAGCCCUCCACUCUGUCUCUCUCUCUUUCUGUGCUCUCUGUUUUUUUGCGUUCUCUUCAUCCCUCUCCCUGUCUUUCUUUUUAUCUGUCUACACCCAAAGAUCUAUGUUCUGUUGUCUUCUAAGAUGGACAGGAAGACGGUUGCACAAUCCUGUUUUAGGACCGAUUAGAGGUCACAAGCACAAGAAUUUACUGAAAAACAUGAAAACAAGAGGUAGUUAUUCCGAACAGGGUUUUUUUUUUUUUACAGUGUCGUAAAGGUAAACAGGAUCUAUUGGAUUUGAACCCAGAAUGCCAGAAAGUCCUUUUUCUUCUCUCUCCUCCGGUAGAUUGCUAGGUAACCGUGGAGACUGCACUACUAGUUCUACUACUAGUGUUCUUUUUAACGCCAAAUGACCAAACUAAGGAGUAGGCCUCUCACUUAAGGCACGUUGACAGAGCGCAUAGGGCUGAAGCUCACCUCAGGCGUCGUUUUAUAACUUGUUUUAGUUGAGUUAAGGCUUCCUGUUUUUCUCCCAAGCUGUUAUUUUCUUCCAUCUCUUGUAAUUUAAAUUAUAUAUCCAUGGACCCCAGUGUAUAACAUCAGUCAUGUAACAUUUUCAUAAUUGUUGUGUUUUUUUUUAAAUAUAUAUAUAUUGGCCCUACUUCAGUAAUCAUUCGUUUGUUUCAUGUAUUUUAGCCAUCGUUUCCCAAUUCUGUCCCACGGGGGUUUUUGUGCAUGCUGGACAUAACUCACCUAGGGAUCAACAACAAGGAAAUGCCCAUACAGUGUUCAUUGUAUGUGGGUUUACACGGCUUGUAGAUCUCUGCUGCAUUGGGCCUUGACCAUGGCUCACCCACAGCCUGAACUGUUGAGGUGCACCGUUGAACCCCCUUGACUAGGGUUGGGAAACCACCUGUUAGAUGAGGCGGGGGGUGGGGGGGGGGGGGUGCUGUUGACCAGACUGUUGCAGUACGGCCCCGUCAGCCAAUCAGUCGACUCCCCUGAGGGAAUCCUAGACAUGCUGGGUCACCUGACUGCAUCAGCUGACCUGCCACCUCAGCCAGCCUCCUUCACAUUUAGCUCUGUUCAUGUACUGCAUCCCUGUAUUUUUUAUGUCUUUUAUUUGAUUUUUACUGUACAAAGUCACAUAAUAAACUUGUGAUGAUAAAAUUAAGUGUU